Diprion similis is the source of this 1962-nucleotide messenger RNA. RefSeq lists its product as uncharacterized. NCBI's taxonomy places the organism in Eukaryota, Metazoa, Arthropoda, Insecta, Hymenoptera, Diprionidae. The record is from RefSeq and is a predicted model, not a curated record. The transcript has 3 exons. The coding region runs from base 120 to 836 and encodes 238 amino acids.
AAAUUGGUGGAAAUCGAGGAUUUUUGUAAAAAAAAAAAAAAAAAAAAAAAUUAUCCUCGAAGUGAAAAGUGCUUAUCAAAAUUCAGGCUAAAGUGGAAUCUGUCCAAGUGGAAUCGGCCAUGGGCCUCGUCUCGUCCACUUUCGCCUCCUUGGCCAUUCAAUUGGCCUGGAAUUGCCAGAGGCUUCUAGACCCGCAGUACAGAUGCGUAGAGAGGAAACGAGCGACGGAAUCCCCAUCACCGGACAACCGGAAGCUGGCUCAUUUGGUUGAUCAUGAAUCGCAGCGGCCAACCACAGUCAUCGACCAACGCAGUCCAGUAACCCACCUGAAUCAAAAAACACGUGUGAUUAAUCGUCAACGAUACAGGAAGAGACCUGCCAGCUUCGACACUGCGAUGAUAACGAAUCGAUGUGACAAUUCGUCGGCUGUUCGCGUCACCUGCGUCGUCACUUCAACCCCCAGCAUGAAACGCAACCCUCAACCCCAGUUCUGGGACGUCACUUCGUCCUCAGGCUGCUCUUCAGACUCCGGAUCGUAUUUGGAUUCGGAUUCAGACGUGGAAGAUCGUCUGAACGAAGCAUUCAUAGUAAAGAAACCCGCAGACACUGAGGACGAGAAAGAGUUUUCGAUGUCGGCAGAAGAAGAGGCGGCCCUGAGGAUGACAGUGGGUCGAGGUCACUUCAGCAGGUCAAAAAAAGAUAGAUUCCUGAACCAUUUGAGGUUGGAAAAACGGCUCAACGGUCUGAGCGAUAACUUCUGUGGAGCAAAUCACCGUGGUCGUGGUGGUAUAACGGGUAGACGUUACUCUGGAGAUCUCUACAGGGUCUUGUACUAGUCUAGAUUAAGAAUUUUACCACGGAAUACACCCUAUAGAACUUAAUCGAGUAAUCUAAAACGGUUGUGAGAUUAGAGGGGAACACUUUCACAGUUAUUUGGAUGAAACGAUAGCUGUUUGGCACUCGAGGAUCACGUGAAGCGUGUGAGGAUGGAGGAACUUGAGUGUGAUACAAGUUCCAAUCCAACAUCUUCACAUGCCUGUGCAAAUUGUACAGUGUUCAUUGAGCAGCCGAGGCUUCUGCAGAUAAGUGUUCAUCUCUCAUGUGAAACGCGGGGUUUGAUUUACGAGGCGAGUAUGGGUCACUAGUAAAGCCCUAACGAGGCCAAGAACGAAGCUAGCCUGCGAUAAAGGAAUACUCGAAUCACAUACGCCUGUGUGGAUGAUGAAGCGUCUUGGGAAACUUCGCGAUCCACGAUCGAAAUUUUGUGAUAAUAAUUUCUCGAUUCCAGAAUGGUAACGGCUUCGUAAUCGCGAUGUUAACUAUGGACGAGUUCGAGUCAUGAUGUCGUUCGAUGUCAAUCAGUGCAAAGCCAAUUCCCUGUCUAUUUGGCUCUUUAAAGUCAUCUGAUAUUUAACACGAUUGUUUUGCCCCUUGUCCCUGAAGCGUGACGUGUGCGAUACCUACUCGACGCGAACUUGAGACCAUUUACAAUCGUUCUGCAUCAUCGCGGAUGCUCGCUAUAUACAGCUUGAAACCUCAUUUAGGAUAUCAAAGUCGGUUUAGUGCAGGCGGAUUUUUAUUUAUCGAAUCUCAUACAUAGUAUAUACGUGUCAUUGUAAACUGGUACGUUUAGGGACUUCAGCCAAGGUUUAUACACAUGAUUGCUUUGAACCAGACACCUUGAGUUGGAGUUUUUCUUUUUUCGACAGUUUAGAUAUGGUAGCGAAAAGCCGCUUAUACGAUGAGUAAACUGAACUAUGUUUGAUAUUUGAGCAAAUGAUUCUUCGGUCAUUUCAUAUUUUAUUUAAAUGUAGGUUAUAGCUGGUAUUACGAUUCAUGGUUUAAUAUAUUCAUAUCGGGUCAGUUGAGUCAGAAUGCCGCGUGUUCGAUAAAAACUUGAAACUUUUUUCUUCGUUUUUUUUUCUCCUUUGUCUCUGUUUAAACUGUAAUUUUCAUCAAACA